Mirounga angustirostris (Northern elephant seal) is the source of this 8925-nucleotide messenger RNA. RefSeq names its product chloride voltage-gated channel 1 (gene CLCN1). The coding region runs from base 3785 to 6655 and encodes 956 amino acids. The record is from RefSeq and is a predicted model, not a curated record. Gene Ontology annotation, cellular component: plasma membrane. Gene Ontology annotation, molecular function: voltage-gated chloride channel activity. The transcript is spliced from 23 exons. NCBI's taxonomy places the organism in Eukaryota, Metazoa, Chordata, Mammalia, Carnivora, Phocidae. Gene Ontology annotation, biological process: chloride transport; transmembrane transport.
UACUGGGAUUUCUCAAGUCAGAGGAGAUCUAAGAGUCAUUAGCAAGCAGUGUUGGUUCUGGAUUAUGUAAAUUAGGGGAUGGAGGCUGGAGAAAAGAGAUUGGGCUGGAAUUGGAGGGUGGUGAGGAUUAUCGAAUCUACAUGGUCCCAAGUUGGAUUUAAGGUUUUCUAGAGUGGACAUGGACUGUAAGAGAACUCAGAGCAGCGUGAAAGAGAUCUAAGCAGUGGGCUCUGUAGGUUGGGAAAUUCUUGGGGUGCAGUAUGUCCAAAGUGUGUGCCUGGAGAGUCGAGUGUGCAAGUGCAUGUGGGCCAUGGAGGCUUAGCAAGAGAUGGGAAAUUCUGUAGAACAUCUUGGUAUAGGAAGCACUGGUGGGACCUGGGGGAAAGUGGUUGGGAGAUACGGAGGAGGAGGAAGACAAAAAGGGAUUAAGUUGAGCUGAAGCAUAUCAGCAAGUGGCAGGAGAAUUGGCUGAAGAACACAGGCAAGGCGUGAAAAGCCUGCUGACGCUGCUUGGCUGCAGGAGAAAGCAGGGGCUGUCCUCAGGGGAGGGAGAGAUGCAAAGUCUUGAAGAGGUUAAGAUACUACUGGAGCCGUGGGAGUAAGCAAAGUGCCCAUUUCCAGGAUAGGCAAGCUUUCUGGAGGUGUGGUAUGUUUGGGAAUUACAGAGUGAGGCGCUGGUUUCUGACCCGGAUUGUGUGUCCUACCCACCCCGCCCUUGAAUGAGAGUAUCAGGUUGAAUUUCAUAGCUCUCUUCCCUUCCCCCCUGCUACCUCUGCCAGGGAGUCUCUGCUAAAAUUAUCCCCCUCCCUGAGCUGGGGGCUGCCCUUCUCUGCUGCUCUCCUCCCUCCUGCUUCCUGUAAGAGGGAAGAGGAAACGCAGGCCAAGAGAGUAGAGCCGUGAUUCGAGGGGCGGGCAGGGCAGGUGUCUGGUCAGAGGAGGAACGUGGUAAUGAUGGCCACAGCCGAGGGAGCACUUGCCCCUUCCCAGUCAGCCCUCCCUGUGGGCCCACAAGCUAGUCAUUUUCCUGGUUGUUGUUUUUUUUUUCAGAAGAGGGAAAUGAGGCUCAAAGACUUCAAAUACACAAAAAAGUUAGAAAUGUAGCUUUAAGGCCAUGAACUCUAGAAUUAAAUACAUUUUGAAUGCUGGCUCAGCCUUUUGAGAUACUGGAGAGCUUGGCUAAGGUACCUAACUUCAUGGAACCUCAGUUUCCCUUAGCUAAGAAGGAGGAAAAUUGUUUCUCCCUUAAAGGGUCCCUGGGAGGAUUAAAUAUGCGUGGUAAACAAAUGACACAGUGUUAGCAGGUGUUAGCGCCUUACAAAAGCUUGAGAAUUGUUAACUUGGGCACAAUGAGCUUCAGUUUGGUAUCAGGCAUUCAUACUCAGUGCUUAACACUGGUAAAGUUCUUUGCAUGCAUUCUUUUAUUACCGUAACCCCCUAAGUUACUGCCUUUCUGUAGAAACCGAGGUCAGGAUGUGAAACAAAAUGUUAGCUUGAGUAUAUGCUCCUCCCUGACAGUAUUGCUUCUGGGACUUCCUAGCGUGAAAUUUUUUUUCUUCCCUCACUUUUUUGGGAAAAAAGGAUAUUUCCCACUGAACUGGGAGAAUGAGCCUGAGACCAAAGGCUAUUCCAUCUUUGUGUCGGUUAGGUAGAGAAUAGGCAGAAGUGUAUCAUGUUUGAAAAACCAGAAGGGAGAGAGACCUGUCCAGCACUAUCAGGAAGGCCUUCUGUAGGCCUUGGGACCAAGGAUUUGUCAAGAUCUGGGGGGCAGGGUCCAAUGGGGAGUAGAGGAGAAAUGACUACCAGUGAGUACAUCUAGAGAGAAAGUGUGGGGUGAAGAGGGUCACAGUUGCCUAGGUGAAACUAGAAAGUAUGUAGUCGUGGAAUCAGUGCUAGGCUGGAUGUGCAGAGGGAAAGUGACGGCCGGAAGCCCUUAAAAGAGUGUAAUGGUGUGAAGUCCAGUGGGCUGGGGGGCCAGAUUUGAAGAGGUCUGAAAACAAGGGUGUAACCCAGAAAGUUCAUGCUCAAAUUGAUGGGAUGCCAAGAGGCUGGCUUGUUCACACACACCAUCCCCUGCACAUGUGUGCUGUUUGGUCGUUUUUGACAACCUUCCUUCAAAUAGCAAUUCCAGAAGCCUAUAGGUUUUACUUUUUAGUAUCAUGGACCUCAAGAAAAUCUAUUGAAAACCUCAGAAGAGUACCUACCUUACACAGUGUACAUACCUUAUAGAAUGCAUGCAUGGUUACAAAUUUGUUUCCAGAUUUUGGAGCUUUUCACAGAACUCCCCAGAAACCCAUCUUCCAAAUAAGACCCUAAGCACGGUACCUAUGGGUUGUUGGGUGGGGGGGUGGUCAUAGUUUACAUAUUAUUUUCUUGUUCUUUCGAAGGAUGGUAGCCCAUGAGAUUUUAACUAUUUCUGAUGUCAAACUCAAGAUGAUUACUCACAGAUCCUUGCUCGCUAGCACCAGCAGCUGUACGUUUCCUUGACCCUCCCAAUUUUAGAAUCUGGUUUUUAGAAUUGCAGCUGGCAUUUCUACUUGGUUUGGUGGAAUGAGGAUUUUCCCAGUGCCACUGAUCUCUGUCUUCAAAUCUUGGAAUCCGUAACCAUGUCCUGAUUUUCUAAGGAAUAGUAAAGAAAUAGUAACUGUGUUCUAGGGAUUAUUGAGUCCCUGUAGAAACUAGCAACCUUCGGGAGAGCCAUAUUCCACAAACAGGUGACAGUCUUUCUGUUUCCAAAGCCCCCCAAAGAAUCUACUUUCACUUUGGCACUGUACUCUCCUUAUUAAGGAAGUAUUCCUCUCAUCUUACACCUAAUCCUUAGAUCUCUCAUGUUCUGCCUGCAGAGAGGGUGAAUGUCAACAGCCUUCGGUCCCUCAAACCGUCAUAUAUUUUUAAUCGUUGCUGGUGGAUUAUAGGCCUUCAAGCUAUAGGAUUUAUGUUAGAAAACAUGCUUUUAUUUUUAAAAAAAAGAUUUAUCUAAGUAAUCUCUAUAUCCAGUAUGGAGCCCGAAUUUAUAACCCCGAGAUCAAGAGUCAAAUGCUCCAUCAGAUGAGCCAGCCUGGUGCCCCAGACAACCUGCUUUUAAUGACAUCCAUCUCACCUGCUUUGGACAGUUUCGAUGAGCUGAGAUCAAGAUUUAAUUAUAGACCAGAUGAUUGGUCUCCUUAUUCUGCCAUCCCUGAACUUGGAAUAUCCUGGGGCAGACCCUACUUGGCGACAGAUUCUAAACUACACAUUGGCUCAUGUUUGUAACUUCUAAGGUGAAGAGUUCACAGAGGAAGGAAUGUCCUAGGAAAAUCAGUUAAAAAAAAAAAAAAACAACUGACAUCAGAUAGAGUCGUUCAGCCUUGGCCAAAAGUUAUUUAUUGAUCUGAAAGGGAAGAAUAGCAGAGGACUUCCCCGUCAUCUUACAUUUGUGGGGCUCGUGAUGAGAUAAACUUAGUCCCUUCCCCCCACCUCCGGCCUCCCCCAUACCCCUGGCCCACUUCCCUUUCUCCCCUGUUAUCUAACCUGCCCUGAUAGACCUAGGCAGGUGCUCAACAAUCUAAAUAGAAGCUCAGUCCCUCCCCGGGAGUCCAGGCUUCUGGUGUGAUUGACAUAUUUGUCUGGGAAGUGGGGGAAAGGCCAGAACCCAAGGCUCUUACCCUGUUUCCCACACCCAGUGGGUAAUAAGGGUGGGGUCAAAGGGAUGACACCAAAGCAUUAUUAGCAGCCUCUGGCAGAUAGAAAUAGCAGAGCUGGAGGAGAAAACUGAAAAUCAGAUGGGUCGGGAAAGCUGGUCCAACAGAUGAGGACUCAAUCUUGGGAAGAUAUCGAGCUGGGAGCAACCCAACAGGAAAAGAUGGCAGAGAGGCACCACUUACUCUCUCCGAUUUAUGGCCAUUACAAACAGCAAUUCUCAGACAAGGAGCAGGAGCCAGGGAUGCCCAAGAAGACGGGCUCCAGUGAGAGCGUGGACAGCAAGGAUGAGGAUCACUAUUCUAAAUGUCAAGGCUGUGUGCACCGCCUGGGACAUGUGGUGAGAAGAAAAUUAGGAGAAGACUGGAUCUUUCUGGUGCUCCUGGGACUGCUUAUGGCUCUGGUUAGCUGGAGCAUGGAUUAUGUCAGUGCCAAAAGCCUUCAGGCCUACAAGUGGACCUAUUACCAGAUGCAGCCCAACCUGCCUUUGCAGUACCUGGUCUGGGUCACCUUCCCACUAACUCUCAUCCUCUUCAGUGCCCUCUUCUGCCACCUCAUCUCUCCCCAGGCUGUUGGCUCUGGAAUCCCUGAAAUGAAAACAAUACUCCGUGGGGUCAUCCUGAAGGAAUAUCUCACCCUCAAGGCCUUUGUGGCCAAGGUUGUGGCCCUGACUGCGGGGCUGGGCAGUGGCAUUCCUGUAGGGAAGGAGGGCCCCUUUGUCCACAUCGCCAGCAUCUGUGCCGCUGUCCUCAGCAGGUUUAUGUCGAUGUUCUGUGGGGUCUAUGAGCAGCCAUACUAUUACACUGACAUGCUGACGGUGGGCUGCGCCGUAGGAGUCGGCUGCUGCUUUGGGACGCCACUUGGAGGAGUGCUGUUCAGCAUCGAGGUCACCUCUACGUACUUUGCUGUGCGGAACUACUGGCGAGGUUUCUUUGCGGCCACGUUCAGCGCCUUCGUUUUCCGCGUGCUGGCCGUGUGGAACAAGGACGCGGUCACCAUCACUGCUCUGUUCAGAACCAAUUUCCGAAUGGAUUUCCCCUUUGACCUGCAGGAGCUCCCCGCCUUCGCCGUCAUCGGGAUUUGCUGUGGCUUCCUGGGAGCGGUAUUUGUGUACCUGCAUCGCCAAGUCAUGCUCGGUGUCCGAAAGAACAAGGCCCUCAGCCGGUUUCUGGCGAAGCACCGCCUGCUGUAUCCUGGAAUAGUCACCUUUGUCAUCGCCUCAUUCACCUUUCCGCCAGGAAUGGGUCAAUUCAUGGCUGGAGAGUUGAUGCCUCGUGAAGCCAUCAGUACCCUGUUUGACAACAACACGUGGGUAAAGCAUGUGGGUGACCCUGAAAGCCUGGGCCAGUCGGCCGUGUGGAUCCACCCACAGGUCAACGUGGUCAUCAUCAUCUUCCUCUUCUUUAUCAUGAAGUUCUGGAUGUCCAUCGUGGCCACCACUAUGCCUAUACCCUGCGGAGGCUUCAUGCCUGUGUUUGUGCUCGGAGCUGCAUUUGGAAGGCUGGUAGGAGAGAUCAUGGCCAUGCUAUUCCCUGAUGGUAUCCUAUUUGAUGACAUCAUCUACAAGAUCCUACCCGGGGGCUAUGCAGUAAUUGGGGCAGCAGCGCUGACUGGUGCAGUAUCCCACACAGUCUCCACAGCUGUGAUCUGCUUCGAAUUAACGGGUCAGAUUGCCCACAUCUUACCCAUGAUGGUGGCUGUCAUCUUGGCCAACAUGGUGGCUCAGAGCCUGCAGCCCUCUCUCUAUGACAGCAUCAUCCAGGUCAAGAAGCUACCCUACUUGCCUGACCUUGGUUGGAACCAGCUCAGCAAAUUUACCAUCUUUGUUGAGGACAUCAUGGUACGUGAUGUGAAGUUUGUUUCAGCCACUUGCACAUACGGGGAAUUGCGAACCCUGCUCCAGACCACCACGGUCAAGACUUUACCACUGGUUGAUUCAAAAGAUUCGAUGAUCCUGCUGGGCUCCGUGGAGCGGUCAGAGCUGCAGGCCCUCCUUCAGCGCCACCUGUGCCCCGAGCGGAGGUUGCGGGCAGCCCAGGACAUGGCCAGGAAGCUGUCUGAGCUGCCCUUCGACGGAAAGCCUCGGCCAGCGGGCAAGGGACACCAAGGCAUCUCACCCGAGGGCCGGAGGGAGUCCUUUGCCUUUGUGGAUGAGGAUGAAGACGAGGACCUCUCUGGGAAGCCCGAGCUGCUCCCUCUCCCUCCUCCUCACCCCUUUCCUACUGCCCCACUCUCCCCCGAAGAGUCCAAUGGGCCCCUGCACAGCCACAAACAGCAGCUAGAAGCACCGCAGCCUGCAGGUCAAAGACCCUCUGUCUUUUGGUCCCUGCUGCGCUGCUUACUGGGCAGACCUCGCCCCACAAAGAAAACAACCCAGGAGCCAAUGGAUUUCGUGGACAACAUGCCACCUGAAGAGAUUGAGGCCUGGGAGCAGGAACAGCUGAGCCAGCCUGUCUGUUUUGACUACUGCUGCAUUGACCAAUCUCCCUUCCAGCUGGUGGAGCAGACGUCCCUGCACAAGACCCACACGCUGUUCUCGCUCCUUGGCCUCCAUCUUGCUUAUGUGACCAGCAUGGGGAAGCUCAGGGGCGUGCUGGCAUUGGAAGAGCUGCAGAAGGCCAUUGAGGGGCACACCAAGUCUGGGGUGCAGCUCCGCCCUCCCCUCGCCAGCUUCCGGAACACAACUUCCACCCGGAAGAACCCCGGGGGCCCGCCCCCUCCCACAGAGGCCUGGAGCCUUCCUGAGGAGAGAGCUGGGGCUGCUGAGGCAGGUGACGGGGCUCCCGCCUCCCCAGAGACCCCCGUGCCCUCCGCCUCAGCAGAGCCCAGUCUCUCGGCCGCCCUGGACAAGGCGGAGGGCGAGCUGGAGGAGCUGGGGCUGAUAGAGAGUCCGGGACUGGAGGAGGGGCUGGCUGACAUCCUGCAGAGCCCCAGCCUGCGAUCCACUGAUGAGGAGGAUGAGGACGAGCUGACCCUUUGACCACCUCCAGGACCUCCUCUUAAAGACUGUCCAGAGGCCCAGGCCAGAGGUUGGAUUUGUAUGGGUGGGGGGAGGGGGGCGUGUCCUGAAGUUGGAGAGAUCACACCAACAUCCUGGCCCCUCCUGGGAAUUUUGAAAUGGGAUAGUGAUAGUCUUAGAAGAGCGUUGCAAUUUGGGCAGAGAGAGUAGCCUCGGUCAGCUAUUUAGGCUAUGUCCAGACAGGCAGGGGCUUCUAACCCCGGUGAAGGACCUGAUAAUCCAUGGGGCUUCCCGAGCCUUCCUGGUGCGUGGGUGGGAAAUACCCUGCCUCUCUCGGCCUCCCCUCAGUCCCCUGCAGUACCCUGGUGUCUUGUCCCAACACCUCCCCGGCUUUGCCCCUGUGUCUGCCAGGCUCCACAGGGGGAGGCCCACAAUGACUGUGACCUUCAGAGGAGAGGGGAGCACCUCAUGGCCUCCCAGAGUGACGGCCGGAAUAACUGGCGCAUCAUUCAUACCCCUCUCUCACAGCCCCCGGGUGCCUUGCUGCCGAUCACGCAGGCCUCCUUCAGGCCCACGUCCAUCCCAUCUCGCACCAGCCAGCUUCCUCACGCUCCAGUUUCCAGGUCACCCCCUGGGAACGACAUCCCGCCCCCCACUGUCCUCACUGACCUCUCCUGCCCGAGGGCCCACUGUGCCCUCCAGCUGCUGCGGUUGUGGCUCCUGCCCAGAACCAAGGCUCAGGGCAGCCAGGUCCCUGGGGCACUCAGACUCCAGCCCUUCUUAGACUAGUUCCUUGUGUACCUCUUCUAGAGGUGGUGGGGAGAUGGGGGUUCGAUGUCUACAUGGCAGACCUCUUUGAUGUUUGAAGUCAGAGCCUUAUCCUCCCCACAUCAGCCACAGGGUGCCUGCCGGUAGCCCGUCUUUCCUAUGAAGCGGUCCUGGGUGCUCGGAGCCUCCAGCAGCCCUCACUUCCAUACCCAAGGCUUUCUUCGCUCCCUCCCUCCUUUUGGUCCCUAUCUAGUUCUGCAGCUGUACCCCCUUUCCGACAUUCUCCUCCUUCCCCUCCCCCGUGCCCACUCUCCAUCAUCCCCCAAAGAAGACACUCAUAGUCAGAGGUGCCACCACAUUCUGUUUAGUGCCAUUGAACACAGCCUGUAGCCCUCUCCAACAGGACAUCCCUUCCACCUCCCCAGGCCCAGAGGCGGUGCAGCCUGGGCAGGGGGGCUGGCAGUGGGCAUUGGAGCCCAUGCCCAUGUGUAUAUAAUCUAUAAUAUUUAUAUAUGUAUAUAUUUAUAUAUAAUUCUCUCUGUAAUAUAUGUCAUAGAAUCUCUCUUGGGCCUGGGGUGGGAAUGUCACAUUAAGAAAACAUGCUAAGACUGGCCAUAAAAAUGGAUAUUUCCCAGACCUGGAAGACAGAGUAUGGGAUAUGGAGGCAGGGCAAAGAGAAGGUCAUACACUCAUUUACCAAGAGCCCCCAGCCCCUCAACACAAGGGUAAGAAGGGAGGCGUGGGGGAAGGUGGGGCAGUGGAAGGGGAAGAAUGGGAGAUUUGGAUUUUUCUUUAAUAAAGUGAUUUGAAAAUGAAAGUGCACCCCCCCCCCCACCCAACCAAAGGAAAAUCAUUUAGCAAGAGCAGUUUCAUUCACAAGAAUAUAAAAACAGCCCUGUUCCGGGACUGUUGGAAAACGUGCUGCACAGCCUUUAACCCCAAAGGAAAAGCAACCCUCCCCCACCCCACCCCUGACAGCCUCUUCCUGCACAUGCCCCCCCCCCAGAAUAGGCUAUAAGCAAACCCCAUGCACCCUGCCCCCCAGCACCAGAGAGGCCUUUCCUCCCUCAGAAGAGUCCUACGAGGGUCCCAGGCCAGCUCCUUGGCUCUUCUCCCUCUUCAGAGUGGAAAAUGCAGGCCCCCACCUGAUCUCUGCUCUGCGAGCCCCCUCCACGUAUAAAGUCUGCUAGAUGCCCUCACAGUUUCAGCCACUGUUGCAGGGACCGUUUGGCUUCCUCCGGGAAGGGAGGGAGGGAGGGAGGCAAGAACGCUGGUUGCUUUGGUCCACCUUUCCCAACUCCACAGGCCCUGAGCAAGAACGAACUGUAAUGAAUGAAGCCACUGGAUUGUGUGUCCACCAUAGUCUGGGGGCAGAGAGCAGGCAAGAAGGGGAUGAGACUAACAGAAAAAGAUGGUGCAUUGAGACAGCAGGUGGCACGAGGCGAGGAAACAGGGAACCGUGAGCAUGCAAGACCCCAAGGUCCCAUGGCAGGAGGGCAGGAGUCUCGAGUGAGGGCCAGCAG